Messenger RNA from Prosopis cineraria, 1564 nucleotides. Its product is annotated as probable sodium/metabolite cotransporter BASS5, chloroplastic. Gene Ontology annotation, cellular component: membrane. NCBI's taxonomy places the organism in Eukaryota, Viridiplantae, Streptophyta, Magnoliopsida, Fabales, Fabaceae. The record is from RefSeq and is a predicted model, not a curated record.
GUCGACAGAGCAGAACAGAAGAAAAUAGUUUUGGGCUUUGGAGGUGUUGUUCCGCCGCCGAAACGACAUGGCAAGGACAGGAGUGAACACAAAUCUUCCAAUACAUCAGUGGCCAAUUCAGAGUGGUUUUAAUCUCAUACGGUUGUUGCACUUCACAAAACCUCGCCUCUCAAUUUCGCUGCGAAAUGGAACUCUGUCUUCUUCCACGCGUCUCCCCACUCUGCGUCACCGUCCUACCCUACACCCUUUAUGGAGUCCCAAGCUUCCCCUCAGGAGUCCACAGCUCAAGUGUUCGGCUUCCCUUGAAUCCGAUUCAUCAUCGGGUUACUAUUCCGACCCGCCUUCUAUUGUGGAGCAACAAACAGGAAUUCUAAAGAUUCUGAAGGAAUCAAAUUCUCUUUUGCCUCAUGUAGUCCUUGCUAGUACACUGCUUGCUCUAGUCUACCCACCUUCUUUCACAUGGUUUACCAGCAGAUAUUAUGCACCUGCACUAGGGUUUUUGAUGUUUGCAGUAGGGGUUAAUUCAAGUGAAAAGGACUUCCUUGAAGCAUUAAACAGGCCAGGAGCAAUAGUUGCUGGUUAUCUUGGCCAAUUUGCUGUGAAGCCUUUUCUCGGCUAUCUAUUUGGCAUACUGUCAGUAACUGUAUUUGGUUUGCCAACAGCAGUAGGAGCUGGAAUUAUGCUGGUGUCUUGUGUUAGCGGGGCACAGCUCUCCAAUUAUGCAACUUUUCUAACGGACCCACCAAUGGCACCAUUAAGCAUAGUCAUGACAUCGUUGUCUACUGCUUCAGCAGUUUUUGUCACUCCACUCUUAUCAUUAUUGCUCAUUGGAAAGAGAUUGCCUGUGGAUGAAAGAAUGGUAUCUAGCAUCAUGCAGAUUGUGGUGACACCAAUUGCUUCAGGCUUGCUUCUGAAUCGCUUCUUUCCUCAUUUGUGCAAUGCUGUACGACCAUUUUUGCCUCCACUAUCAGUUCUGGUAACAGCUCUCUGUGUUGGAGCGCCCCUUGCUAUCAAUAUUGAGUCGGUUAAGUCUCCCUUUGGAGUUACUAUCUUGUUGCUUCUUGUUGCUUUUCAUACAUCAGCUUUUGUAGCUGGUUAUAUGUUUAGUGGACUUCUCUUCCACAAUGCUCCUGAUGUGAAGGCACUGCAGAGGACAAUUUCCUUUGAGACAGGAAUGCAGAGUAGCCUCCUUGCCUUGGCUCUUGCUAAUCGGUUUUUCCCUGAUCCGAUUGUGAGCGUGCCUCCUGCAAUAUCUACUGUAAUUAUGUCUCUGAUGGGAUUCGCUCUUGUAUUGCUUUGGACCAAGAGGAAAGAAUAAGAAAUGGAUGAAAUGCAGCACCAGGAAGAUACACAAUGUAUGUGAUUUGCCAAAUCCUUUAUGUUUGUGGGCUUUGGCAAGUCCCAUUUGGGCAAUGUGGUGUGAAACCAUGUACAUAUGUAAUCAAUGAAAUCUCUGUUGAAAAUUUUGCGCUGAAGUUUUUGCAAACCUCUGGCCUCUGCAAUUUACGAGUAAAUUUAUGUGUGUAGUUGGAAAAGGGGAAAAGAAGCUUCCUCUUUUUUCUUU